GCAACACAACUGCUCUGACGUCACGUCAUGAUGCAUUGUCUUAAUGGCACUACUACAGCCAACACAGCAUUCGCCCGGUGGUGCAUCGGCGCGGAAGUACUGCAAGUCGCCGCUUUCCUCAAUUCAGUCUUCGCGACACACCAUGCAUCAAGACUGACAGGUGAGGGCCACACCAGACAGCGUCAGUAAGUAGGCGGCCUAUCUCUGUGCGGGCCUCUCUCUAAUGUUUUGUCUGUGCGGGCCGCUUCAGAUGUUCUCCGGCGCAGCCUUCCUGGGCGGUAUGGCGCCCACACGGGCGUUCGCGGCAUUCUACUCGACGGCUGAGAGAGAGGGAGCACACGCACACACGUGGGGAUCUGCACACACGUGUGUGUUGUGUUCUGUGUAUGUGUGUGUGUGUGUGUGUCCGUGUUGUGUGUUGUGUGCAGCGGCUAAGAAGACGGCCCCCCGUCGUGCCGCUGGGGAGGACGGCGAUCUGGACACCCUGUUGGCGACGGAUGGUACGCACAUGAAAUGGAAGGGGCGUGGUGGAUCAAUGAGGCCCAUGUGCGGUCGUCACUAUCUGCUGUCGGUGCAGUGGCGACCGUUGUAGCCGAGUUCAAGAAAAUCACGACGGGCGGCCAAGUACCUCAUACUACGACUUCACGGCAUAACAGAAGGUGCGGACAUAGACACACACACACACACACGGACAUAGACAGACACAUGUGUGUACGAAACUGGGCCCUGUGCAUCUGCUGUCGGAAUGUGUGCAGCGGUGCUCGUGUCCGCCAUGGCUGCACACAUCGGCCAUGAGGCUGCCGCUGCAGAGAAUGACCCACGCAUCGUCGGCGGCAUGCCGGGCAUGCCAGAGCACGGCACUGGUGCCGGAGGCGUCGGAGAAGAGGGUGGC
Messenger RNA from Vitrella brassicaformis, 892 nucleotides. NCBI's taxonomy places the organism in Eukaryota, Vitrellaceae. The record is from the annotation of a GenBank genome assembly.